Eriocheir sinensis (Chinese mitten crab) is the source of this 2268-nucleotide messenger RNA. RefSeq lists its product as uncharacterized. Bases 1 to 2268 code for a protein of 755 amino acids. NCBI's taxonomy places the organism in Eukaryota, Metazoa, Arthropoda, Malacostraca, Decapoda, Varunidae. The transcript has a single exon. The record is from RefSeq and is a predicted model, not a curated record.
AUGACGGGCUUGUUGGUCAUCGUCAGGCUCGUUAUCCACCCCAUUACCCCAAACGCCCGGCACAUCCACCCCGGCCAAUCCCUCUCCAGGCCUCCAUCCACCCCGGCCAGUCCCUCUCCACGCCUCCAUCCACCCCGGUCAAUCCCUCUCCAGGUCUCCAUCCACUCUGGCCACUCCCUCUCCACGCCUCCAUCCACCCCGGCCAAUCCCUCUCCACGCCUCCAUCCACCCCGGCCACUCCCUCUCCACGCCUCCAUCCACCCCGGCCAAUCCCUCUCCACGCCUCCAUCCACCCCGGCCAAUCCCUCUCCACAACUCCAUCCACACCGGACUAUCCCACUACACGGCUACAUCCACCCCGGCCAAUCCCUCUCCACGCCUCCAUCCACCCCCGCCAAUCCCUCUCCACGCCAUUAUCCACCCUGGUCAAUCCCUCUUCACGCCUCCAUCCACCCCGGCCAGUCCAUCUCCACGCCUCCAUCCAUCCCGGUCAAUCCCUCUCCACGUAUCCAUCCACUCCGGCCAAUCCCUCUCCACGCCUCCAUCCACCCCGGCCAAUCCCUCUCCACGCAUCCAUCUACUCCGACCAAGCCCUCUCCACUCUGGCUAAUCCCUCUCCACGCCUACAUCCAUCCCGGCCAAUCCCUCUCCACGCCUCCAUCCACUCCGGCCAAUCCCUCUCCACGCCUACAUCCACCCCGGCCAAUCCCUCUCCACGCCUACAUCCACCCCGGCCAAUCCCUCUCCACGCCUACAUCCACCCCGGCCAAUCCCUCUCCACGCCUACAUCCAUCCCGGCCAAUCCCUCUCCACGCCUCCAUCCACUCCGGCCAAUCCCUCUCCACGCCUACAUCCAUCCCGGCCAAUCCCUCUCCACGCCUCCAUCCACUCCGGCCAAUCCCUCUCCACGCCUCCAUCCACCCCGGCCAAUCCCUCUCCACGCCUACAUCCACCCCGGCCAAUCCCUCUCCACGCCUACAUCCACCCCGGCCAAUCCCUCUCCACGCCUCCAUCCACCCCGGCCAAUCCCUCUCCACGCCUACAUCCACCCCGGCCAAUCCCUCUCCACGCCUCCAUCCACGCCGGCCAAUCCCUCUCCACGCCUCCAUCCACUCCGGCCAAUCCCUCUCCACGCCUACAUCCACCCCGGCCAAUCCCUCUCCACGCCUCCAUCCACUCCGGCCAAUCCCUCUCCACGCCUACAUCCACCCCGGCCAAUCCCUCUCCACGCCUACAUCCACCCCGGCCAAUCCCUCUCCACGCUUCCAUCCACCCCGGCCAAUCCCUCUCCACGCCUACAUCCACCCCGGCCAAUCCCUCUCCACGCCUACAUCCAUCCCGGCCAAUCCCUCUCCACGCUUCCAUCCAACCCGGCCAAUCCCUCUCCACGCCUACAUCCACCCCGGCCAAUCCCUCUCCACGCCUCCAUCCACCCCGGCCAAUCCCUCUCCACGCCUACAUCCACCCCGGCCAAUCCCUCUCCACGCCUUCAUCCACCCCGGCCAAUCCCUCUCCACGCCUACAUCCAUCCCGGCCAAUCCCUCUCCACGCCUACAUCCCGCCCGGCCAGUCCCUCUCCACGCCGACAGCCCCCCCGGCCACUCCCUCUCGCCGCCUACAGCCAACCCGGCCAAUCCCUCUCCACGCCUACAUCCAUCCCGGCCAAUCCCUCUCCACGCCUACAUCCAUCCCGGCCAAUCCCUCUCCACGCCUACAUCCAUCCCGGCCAAUCCAUCUCCACGCCUACAUCCAUCCCGGCCAAUCACUCUCCACGCCUACAUCCAUCCCGGCCAAUCCCUCCACGCCUACAUCCAUCCCGGCCAAUCCCUCUCCACGCCUACAUCCAUCCCGGCCAAUCCCUCUCCACGCCUACAUCCACCCCGGCCAAUCCCUCUCCACGCCUACAUCCAUCCCGGCCAAUCCCUCUCCACGCCUACAUCCAUCCCGGCCAAUCCCUCUCCACGCCUUCAUCCAUCCCGGCCAAUCCCUCUCCACGCCUUCAUCCAUCCCGACCAAUCCCUCUCCACGCCUUCAUCCAUCCCGGCCAAUCCCUCUCCACGCCUACAUCCAUCCCGGCCAAUCCCUCUCCACGCUUCCAUCCACCCCGGCCAAGCCCUCUCCACGUCCCCAUCCACUCGGCCAAGCCCUCUCCACGUCACCAUCCACUCUGCCAAGCCUUCUCCACACCUCCAUCCACCCCGGCCAAUCCCUCUCCACGUCACCAUCCACUCGGCCAGGCCCUCUCCACGCCACCAUCCAUUCUGGUAA